AUGGCAUCUACAACAUCCAUAUCAGGCAAUAACAAUGACAACAACAGCAACAACAACAUUAGUAACAGCACUAUUGUGCGAUUUGAAGCUAAUGAAUCGACAAGAAUCAAGAUGAUAUGGAGUGCAGAAGACUUGAGAUCAGAGCGUGAUCCACAUGUUACAUUCACUCCAGUAUUCUCUCAUCAGAUAUUCAAGGAGGAACAGAUAAUUGGUUAUGAACCACUCCGUCUCAAUAUCUACAUGGGCGCCGGUUCAUUGACAUCGUUCAUCGACACCAACUACACCAUCAAGUCAAAGAACAUCACCAAUGUCGAGAAACAACUAGUCACUGUCAUGUCCAAGACCGACCCGCCACUCUCCACCUACGACAGUUUCCGCGAAUAUAUUGAUGAGAAGGAGAAUAACUUCAAGCCACCUGGUGAUAAGCUACAUGAGUACACUGUUACGGAUAGGGACACUGGAAAGGAGACGGUUUAUGAGGUGUACUUUGGCAAGAUAUCGGAUCCAGUGAUGUUAAGGUAUCACGAGAAACUUCAGUUGUUUGUAUUGUGGUAUAUUGAUGGCGCGUCCUACAUCUACACCAAUGACUCCAACUGGGAUAUUUUCUUGAUCUUUGAGCGCAGAGUGAUCGAUGGUGUCAAGCGCUAUGGAGUCGUCGGAUACAGCACCAUCUACAACUUCUACCAUCAUCCAGAGUGCAACAGAUCAAGGAUCAGCCAGUUCCUUGUUCUUCCACUUUACCAAAGAAUGGGACAUGGCAAGCACCUGUUGAACGCCAUCUACAAUCAAUAUAAGGCAAACCCAAGUGUUUAUGGACCAGUCUAUGAUAUCACAGUGGAGGACCCAGCUGACAACUUCAUACUACUUAGGAACACUGUGGAUAUUGAGAACAUUACAAAGGCUGGACUGGUCAAGCACGUCACAGCCAACUUUGAUCUGUCACAGGACCACAAGGAGCUGUUUGAAUCUAUAAGAAAACAACUGCUCAUCACACCUGUACAAUCAAAGAUAUGCCUGGAAAUCAUACUGCUGAGCAAGGUGAUCCAUCUGCCUGCCAGCGAUGCCAACUACAAAAAGUUUAGAGUGUACAUCAAGAAGAAGCUGUUCAAGCAAUUCGUAGGCUCCGAGCUGGACAGUGCCGACAAGGAGGCCAUCGAGAAGGAUCCGGCCAAGAAGCAGGAGCUGGAGGAUAACAAGCGAAAGGUCAUCAUCGAGCUCUACAAACAGACAGAGGACGAAUACUCUCAAUCGAUAUACUCUGUCGGUUUAACGGCCAAUGGAACAAUCGCCAAUCGAUAA
Acytostelium subglobosum LB1 is the source of this 1299-nucleotide messenger RNA. RefSeq lists its product as hypothetical. The coding region runs from base 1 to 1299 and encodes 432 amino acids. The transcript has 4 exons. Gene Ontology annotation, cellular component: nucleus. Gene Ontology annotation, molecular function: histone H4 acetyltransferase activity. Gene Ontology annotation, biological process: subtelomeric heterochromatin formation. The record is from RefSeq and is a predicted model, not a curated record. Lineage: Eukaryota; Evosea; Eumycetozoa; Acytosteliales; Acytosteliaceae.